Messenger RNA from Conger conger (European conger), 4125 nucleotides. It is a transcript of the gene slc4a7, whose product is annotated as solute carrier family 4 member 7. Lineage: Eukaryota; Metazoa; Chordata; Actinopteri; Anguilliformes; Congridae. The coding region runs from base 295 to 4065 and encodes 1256 amino acids. Gene Ontology annotation, biological process: monoatomic anion transport; bicarbonate transport; transmembrane transport. The transcript has 26 exons. The record is from RefSeq and is a predicted model, not a curated record. Gene Ontology annotation, cellular component: apical plasma membrane; plasma membrane; basolateral plasma membrane. Gene Ontology annotation, molecular function: solute:inorganic anion antiporter activity; sodium:bicarbonate symporter activity; monoatomic anion transmembrane transporter activity.
GCAGCCGAUGAGACUCCAUCCACCCAGUCCUCUCAGACCUUCUCCCCACAUCGCGUCCAGCGCCUCUGUGCUGCGUCUCUCCGUCUGUCCCCGUCGUCUCCGUGCGUCUCCCGGGGGCCACGAGACCCUCGUCUGCGCAGGCCUGCGGGCUUCCUCUCUCUUUUCCGCUGUCUUCCUCUUCCUCUUGGCGGUGGUCGCGCUCUCCCUGAUCGCUGCGUGGCCAACCGGUCCUCCUGACCGCGUUUUUCUGGACUCCCCGGCCCUCCUCCGUCUGGGGGUCUUAUUCUCUUGAUAAUGCAGAGCUUUUGGAGCGAGGUGGCUAACCUCAGGAGAGAUUCAAGUGCCAGAUCGACCAGAGCUUCGGGAAACGAUGAUGAGGCAGUUGUGGAUCUGGGAAAGACCAGCUCCACCAUCCACACAAACUUUGAGAAAGAAGAGCUGGAAAGUCACAGGGCGGUGUACGUUGGGGUCCAUGUCCCUCUGGGGAAGCAGAGCAGGCGGCGACAUCGUCACCGUGGACACAAACAUCACCGCAAGAGAAAAGAGCGAGGCUCUGACCGCGAGGACGGGAGAGAGUCGCCAACAUACGACACGCCGUCCCAGAGAGUGCAGUUCAUCUUGGGGACAGAGGACGAUGACGAGGAGCACAUUCCCCAUGACCUUUUCACCGAGAUGGACGAGCUGUCCUUCCGCGACGGACAAACCUACGAGUGGAAGGAGACAGCAAGGUGGCUGAAGUUUGAGGAGGACGUGGAGGACGGGGGAGACCGCUGGAGUAAGCCCUACGUGGCCACGCUGUCCCUGCACAGCCUGUUCGAGCUCCGCAGCUGCAUCCUCAACGGCACCGUCAUGCUGGACAUGAGAGCCAACAGCAUCGAGGAGAUCGCAGACAUGAUCAUCGACAGCAUGGUGGCGUCGGAGCAGCUGGACGAGAGCCUGAGUUCAAAGGUCAGGGAAGCCAUUUUGAAAAAGCACCACCAUCAGAACGAGAAGAAGCUGAGCAACCGCAUCCCGCUGGUGCGCUCCUUUGCAGACAUAGGCAAGAAACACUCCGACCCACACUUGCUUGAGAAAAACGGGGAGAAUCUGUCCACCUCCCGACACUCCCUCCUACGCCACGCCUCCCACCCCGGCCUGUCCACUCGCCGGGUGUCCGACAUCCUCUCGGGCCUCCUCCUGCACCCCUCCCAGUCCCACUCCCCCUCCACCACCCCGCAAAACACGCCCCCCCUGUCCCGGCGCUGUUCGGCCCCACCCGCGCCCACCGACAAGCUCCAUCUGGAGUGGGAGGGCAUCCCGGAGGUGGUGGUGGAGCCACCCGAGGAAGCUGAGCCGUCCGAGGAAGAAGAGCGGCUGGAGAAGGAGCCGAGGCCAGCGGAACCCCUGGGGCCCGUGCCUCCGGGGCCUGAGCGCUCCUCGCAGCUGCAGCUGCCACAAGAAGGACUCCUGGCGUCUCCACAGUCAGCCCCGGGUAACCUGGACAACAGCAAGCCCAGUGAGAGCCGCAUUGCCGGGGGCAGCCGGGAGAACAGCACCGUGGACUUCAGCAAGGUGGACAUGAACUUCAUGAAGAAGAUCCCUCCCGGCGCCGAGGUGUCCAACGUGCUGGUGGGGGAGGUGAACUUCCUGGAGAGGCCCAUCAUCGCCUUCAUCAGGCUGUCCCCCGCCGUGCUGCUGACGGGCCUGACCGAGGUGCCCAUCCCCACCAGGUUUUUGUUUCUGUUGUUAGGACCCUCCGGCAACAAGACACAGUACCAUGAGAUCGGGAGGUCCAUCGCCACGCUAAUGACAGACGAGGUUUUCCAUGACGUUGCUUACAAAGCCAAAGACAGGACCGACCUCUUGUCUGGCAUAGAUGAGUUUUUAGACCAGGUGACGGUGUUGCCCCCGGGAGAAUGGGACCCCAAGAUACGAAUCGAGCCCCCAAAGAGCGUCCCAUCUCAGGAAAAGCGCAAGAUGCCCCUCCAGCCCAACGGCUCUGCAGCAGCGUCGGAAAUGGUGAAGGAGGAGGACCACCAACCAGGGCCUGAGCUCCAGAGGACUGGGAGGUUUUUCGGAGGCCUGGUGCAGGACGUGCGGCGCAAGGCUCCGUUCUACUGGAGCGACAUCCGGGACGCCCUCAGCCUGCAGUGCCUGGCCUCCAUCCUCUUCCUCUACUGCGCCUGCAUGUCCCCCGUCAUCACCUUCGGGGGGCUGCUGGGGGAGGCCACUAAGGGCAACAUUAGUGCCAUCGAGUCUCUUUUCGGGGCGUCUCUCACAGGCGUGGCCUUCUCCCUGUUUGCGGGACAGCCCCUCACAAUCCUAGGCAGCACGGGGCCGGUCUUAGUCUUUGAGAAGAUCCUCUACAAGUUCUGCAAGGACUACGGCCUGACGUACCUGUCUCUGCGCACCAGCAUCGGCCUGUGGACGGCCUUCCUCUGCCUGGUGCUGGUCGCCACGGACGCCAGCUCCCUGGUCUGCUACAUCACGCGCUUCACGGAGGAAGCCUUCGCCGCCCUCAUCUGCAUCAUCUUCAUCUACGAGGCCCUGGAGAAGCUCUUCCAGCUGGGCGAGAUGUUCCCCGUCAACAUGCACAACCAGCUGGACAACCUCACCUUCUACACGUGUCAGUGUUCGCCACCGGCCAACGUAACCACAGAAACGACACAGCUCUGGAACCAAUCAGGCUUCACGCCAGACUCCAUACCCUGGAGUAACCUCAAUGUGUCCAUGUGCCACAAUUUACAUGGGGAGUUUGUGGGCUCGGCCUGUGCGCAUGAAGGCCCCUACAUCCCUGAUGUGCUCUUCUGGUCUGUCAUCCUCUUCUUCACCACCUUCUUCCUCUCCUCCUUCCUCAAGCAGUUUAAGACCAAGCGCUACUUCCCCACCAAGGUGCGGUCGUGUAUCAGUGACUUUGCUGUAUUUCUGACCAUCAUGGUCAUGGUCCUUGUCGACUACCUUGUGGGCAUACCCUCUCCGAAACUGAAUGUCCCUGACCGCUUUGAGCCAACCUCGAAGCACCGCGGCUGGUUCAUCUCGCCCCUGGGGGAUAACCCCUGGUGGACGCUGCUGGCGGCGGCCAUUCCGGCUCUGCUCUGCACCAUCCUCAUCUUCAUGGACCAGCAGAUCACCGCAGUCAUCAUCAACCGCAAGGAGCACCGGCUCAAGAAAGGCUGCGGCUACCACCUGGACCUGCUGGUGGUGUCUCUGAUGCUGGGCGUGUGCUCGGUCAUGGGCCUGCCCUGGUUCGUGGCGGCCACCGUGCUCUCCAUCUCCCACGUCAACAGCCUGAAGCUGGAGUCGCACUGCUCCGCCCCCGGCGAGCAGCCCAAGUUCCUGGGCAUCCGUGAGCAGAGGGUGACGGGCUUCAUGAUCUUCAUCCUCAUGGGCAUGUCCGUCUUCAUGACCUCCGUGCUGAAGUUCAUCCCCAUGCCGGUGCUUUACGGAGUCUUUCUGUACAUGGGCGUCUCCUCGCUCAAAGGCAUUCAGUUCUUUGACAGGUUAAAGCUGUUCGGCAUGCCGGCCAAGCACCAGCCGGACCUGAUCUACCUGCGCUACGUGCCGCUGUGGAAGGUGCACGUCUUCACCAUCGUGCAGGUCACCUGCCUGGUGCUUCUGUGGGUCAUCAAGGCCACCGCUGCCGCCGUCAUCUUCCCCAUGAUGGUGCUGGCCCUGGUGUUCGUACGGAAGCUAAUGGACAUGUGCUUCACUAAGCGUGAGCUCAGCUGGCUGGACGACCUGAUGCCCGAGAGCAAGAAGAAGAACGAGGACGACAAGAAAAAGAAGGAGAAGGAGUUGCAGGAGGCGGAGCAUAUGCUGGACACACACACCGAGGCCAUGCCAUACGAUGAGGGCAACUCGCUCAACAUCCCCGUGAAAGCGCUCAAAGUCAGCUCUGACCCCUCUGUCGUAAACAUUUCUGACGAAAUGGCCAAAACCGGCAUGUGGAAAGCUGUCGCCAUGAACGCUGACAGCGGCAAAACGUUGAAACCUAGCCCAAGCCAGGAGAAGGUGUCCAAUGUAAAGAUCUGCGUUGAGGACGAGCAGGGGACAGAGAAGUUUGUGGAUGCAGAGACAUCUUUGUGAGAGUAGGGAGGCACACACACACACACACACACACACACACACACACACACAGAGUACUCU